Messenger RNA from Ooceraea biroi (clonal raider ant), 3100 nucleotides. RefSeq names its product solute carrier family 12 member 8. Gene Ontology annotation, molecular function: potassium:chloride symporter activity. NCBI's taxonomy places the organism in Eukaryota, Metazoa, Arthropoda, Insecta, Hymenoptera, Formicidae. The record is from RefSeq and is a predicted model, not a curated record. Gene Ontology annotation, cellular component: membrane. Gene Ontology annotation, biological process: potassium ion homeostasis; cell volume homeostasis; potassium ion import across plasma membrane.
UGUCGGUGGCAUAGAUCAGCGUUAGAAAGCUCAAGAUGGUGGGUCUCGCCUGAUCUGUCACACGUCAGCAGUGACUGAUAAUUCGAGGAAAAUGCGGGCACGCCGUACUGAUAAAGCGAGAAAAUAAUUGAUAAACGCGAAACGUUAUCGUGCCGCGCUCGUGUGAUGCUGCAAGUCGAUUGUUCCUUCGUGGAUUCCGUCUGCUAACCUAGACGCGAUAUUGACGUGAAACGUGAAGAGAGGAAACAUGGGCUCGAACGAGGAGAACAAGCUUUCGAACGGUGACGUCGCGGUGCACCGAGACGUCGAGUGGGCCAAGUAUGGUUUGCGCGAUCCGGAAGCGCCAAGGAACGCGAAACGAGACAGCGAGGGCAAUAACAAUGCGCUUGGCCCGGAAAUGUAUCAGACUGGCGCGAACGAGUUAUUCGCGCAGGAAUACAGCUCGGAUCCUUGGUGGAAGUCGAACUUCUUCAUCUCCCAACCCGUGCUGUUUGGAACCUGGGACGGGGUCUUCACGUCCUGCCUCAUUAACAUAUUUGGAGUGAUCGUGUUCUUGAGAUCCGGGUGGAUAGUCGGCCAAGCAGGUGUUUUAAAUGCUAUGCUAAUCAUUCUGUGUACAGUGUGCAUCGCAUUGGUGACAGUGUUAUCAGCUGUGGGAAUAUGCGAGCGAUGCAGAGUCGAGAGUGGCGGAGUGUACUUUCUGUUGUCGCACGUGUUGGGCUCGAGAUUCGGCGGCUCCAUCGGAUUGCUUUACUGCUUCGGACAGGCGGUGGGUUGUGCUCUAAACGUUUUAGGUUUUGGGGAAUCGAUGGCCGGUCUUGUAGGUUUGGAGUCGGCCUGGGCACAGCGCGGUUUCGCGUGCGCAGCCGUCGUGCUGUUAUCCGUAAUCAACGUAGCUGGUGUUAAGUGGGUCGUAAAAUUGCAAUUUGUCCUUCUCUUGAUUCUGCUCUUUGCGGGAGUUGAUUUUAUAGUUGGAAGUUUCGUCCAUACCAAUGUUGAUGCCGGUUUCAACGGCUGGCUGUGGGAGAAUCUAAGAAACAACUCGUUCCCUGAUUAUCAGGAUGGAUACAGCUGGUUCACCGUGUUCGGUGUCUUCUUUCCGACAGUUACUGGUGUCUUGGCUGGAAUUAAUAUGAGUGGAGACCUCAGGCAUCCAUCCAGUGAUAUCCCGAACGGUACCUUGGCAGCUUUGGGAACUGGGACGCUCCUAUACGUUUGCUUCUCACUGAUCCUCGCGACGACUUGCAUCAGGAGCGCCUUACUUACAAACUUUACCAUCGCGUCGACAGUGUCGGCAAGCUCGGUGAUGCUACUCGCUGGCCUCUACGUUUCGUCGUUCAGCAGCUGUUUGGGCGCUAUGUACGGCACGCCUCGCGUUCUCCAGUCUAUUGCCAGCCAGAACGUCAUACCAGGAAUGAGCUGCUUACAGAGAGGGAAAGGACCAAAUAAAGUACCUGUAUACGCAAUGUUGGUUGUUGCCGUGGUAACUUUGACGUUCAUCAUCACCGGACAGAUCAAUACACUCGCACCGAUCGUGACGAUGCCUUUUCUAUUGACGUACGCGUGUUUGGACUACGCGUACUUCGCUCUCGCGCAAACGUUUGAUCUCCGACACACGCGCGAGCAGAGAUUCCGCACGCAGUCGCCGACAUUCGAUCGGAACUAUGGCUCCGCGAGCAGACACAGCUCGAUAACCGAUAUAGACAACGAUCUGGACAGCUUAUUCCCCGAGAGGAUCAGACACAAGAAUCUUGCGGUGAGAAAUCGCGUGCAACGUACAUCUGACAGUUUCUUCCUGUCCAGUUUCGAAGAACAUCAACUUAUCGAUUGUUAUUUGCAGAGGAACAACAGUAUUUCUGAUAAUAACGUGUAUGUGGACUCGUCGCCGAGCAUCGAGGAUAACGCUAGCGUAGCCAGUGCAUCCGAACGGAAGGUUCACAUACACAGUAAAUUGGGAAAUUGGUACAGUCCUUUGUGCAAUAGGUGGUUUUCGUUGUUGGGCUGUCUCGUGAAAUUGUUCAUAAUGUUUCUCGUACACUGGGGAUACGCUAUCGCUAACAUCGUGGUCGUGUUCCUCGUCUGGAGUUACGUCGGCCACGCUAAUCCGGCAGUCAAGCCCGGAGUUUCCGCGGAAUUCCAAUUUUUCAAGUGGCUUCGGACCGCGUUGCUCCGACUAAUGGGGAGAAAGGUUUACGACUACGAGCAAAUCGUGGUGACCCCGAUGCAUCCAGGCGUCGAGACGUGCUCGGCUCAACUGAACGAGGAGAAUGAAGAUUUCUCGGGGAGAAGGAGAUACCAUCAAACCGCGACGGUCACGGGCCAAUACGUUAACGUCGAUUAAACACAUGCACGCGAUCGUGCGAUCCGGAAUAACGCAUUUCGCUGAGAAAAUCACCUAACAUCUCGGUAGUGAACGUAUCUUUUUAGAACACGUUUCCACCGCCGAUUCAGAGAAGAUUAAGUAGAUUUUGUACUAAUACCCUAACAGCGUUCAAUAUGCUACUUAAGGAUGUGACGAGGAGCAGCUUGCAGUAAUUUUAUUUUUUGUAGCAACUAUUUUUAUCCUACUCUGUAAUAUUGUCACAGUCGCACAAAUAGCUAGCUAGUCCGAUCGUAUUUAAUGUGCAUAUGCAUUUAUAAAGUGGAGCGCGGUGUAACUGCUGCAGCUUUGAGAGUAUUAACAAUCGAACAAACAGCUGAUCAAACGCGAAGCUAAUUGUAUGAAACGUACAAAGAACUGAUGAUAAACGGUAGCGUCAGAUUUUUUAUAAGCAUUUACUCGUCGCCAUUGCCGUACGGUGAUUUGUCCCCACGACGUUCAAGCCUGACGGUUCAACCGAAGAAAAAUGUCGACCUGCUUAGUGAACCCCCCGUGACGACGGGAUUCAUCGUCUACGUGGCAUGAGAUUAUACUUUUAUAGCACUGCAAUUGUAAAUAAUCGAGCGAUAAUAACGGUACGGCAAUCGCAUCGCGCAUCAAAAUACUCUUGUAAAUACCUGAUAAUAUAUUUAUAAUACACUUAUUUAACACUUUUGUAAUUCUCGGAAACGCACGAACAAAUUUGUAACUGCAGAAAGGAAUAUACAUGUAUGUGUGAAA